Messenger RNA from Hipposideros armiger (great roundleaf bat), 1659 nucleotides. RefSeq names its product nucleobindin 2 (gene NUCB2). The transcript is spliced from 14 exons. NCBI's taxonomy places the organism in Eukaryota, Metazoa, Chordata, Mammalia, Chiroptera, Hipposideridae. Gene Ontology annotation, cellular component: extracellular exosome; endoplasmic reticulum-Golgi intermediate compartment. Bases 258 to 1520 code for a protein of 420 amino acids. Gene Ontology annotation, molecular function: calcium ion binding. The record is from RefSeq and is a predicted model, not a curated record.
AGGCGGAGCGCGCGUUGAGCAGGAGCAAAGCUGUAGGCUGGAGAGACAGGUCUGUGAGCUGCAUAAAGCUGCUGGCCAAGAAGGGCUAGAUGAAGCCGAUGACCUCGAGAACCUGCUAAGAGUCAGUGAAAAAGCACUGAGCUCGGGGCCAAGACCCACCUCUUCACUAAUUUGAUAUCGUACAAGGCAUCUCAUCUCUCUGGAUCUCAGUUGCCUCAUCUGUAAAAACGACAUAAAAAUUCUUUACGUAUCUGAAGAUGAGGUGGAGGACCAUCCUACUACAAUAUUGUUUUCUCUUGGUUACAUGUCUACUUAUUGCUCUUGAAGCUGUGCCUAUAGAUAUAGACAAGACAAAAGUUAAAAAUACUCAACCCAUGGACAGUGCAAAGAUAGAACCACCAGAUACUGGACUGUAUUAUGAUGAAUAUCUCAAGCAAGUGAUUGAUGUUCUGGAAACAGAUAAUCAUUUCAGAGAAAAGCUCCAGAAAGCAGACAUAGAGGAGAUAAAGAGUGGGAGGCUAAGCAAAGAGCUGGAUUUAGUAAGUCACCAUGUCAGGACAAAACUUGAUGAACUGAAAAGGCAAGAAGUAGGAAGAUUAAGAAUGCUAAUUAAAGCUAAAUUGGAUUCCCUUCAAGAUACAGGCAUAGACCACCAUGCUCUUCUAAAACAAUUUGAUCACCUAAACCACCUAAAUCCUGACAAGUUUGAAUCUACCGAUUUAGAUAUGCUAAUUAAAGCGGCUACAAGUGACCUGGAACACUAUGAUAAGACUCGACAUGAAGAGUUUAAAAAAUAUGAAAUGAUGAAGGAACAUGAAAGGAGAGAAUAUUUAAAAACACUGAAUGAAGAAAAGAGAAAAGAAGAAGAAUCUAAAUUUGAAGAAAUGAAGAAAAAGCAUGAAAAUCACCCCAAAAUUAAUCAUCCAGGAAGCAAAGAUCAACUAAAAGAGGUAUGGGAAGAGACUGAUGGAUUGGAUCCUAAUGACUUUGACCCCAAGACGUUUUUCAAAUUACAUGAUGUCAAUAAUGAUGGCUUCCUGGAUGAACAAGAAUUGGAAGCCCUAUUUACUAAAGAGUUGGAGAAAAUAUAUGACCCCAAAAAUGAAGAGGAUGAUAUGGUAGAAAUGGAAGAAGAAAGGCUUAGAAUGAGGGAACAUGUAAUGAAUGAGGUUGAUGCUAACAAAGACCGACUGGUGACUCUAGAAGAGUUUUUGAAAGCUACAGAAAAAAAGGAAUUCUUGGAGCCGGAUAGCUGGGAGACAUUGGAUCAGCAACAGUUUUUUACAGAGGAAGAGCUGAAAGAAUAUGAAAAUCUUAUCUCCUUACAAGAAAAUGAACUUAAGAAAAAGGCAGAUGAGCUUCAAAAACAAAAAGAAGAGCUACAGCGUCAGCAUGACCAGCUUGAGGCUCAGAAGCAGGAAUAUCAUCAGGUUGUACAGCAGAUGGAACAAAAAAAAUUACAACAAGAAAUUUCUCCACCAGGCCAUGGUGGAGAAUCGAAGUUUGAGCCACUCAUUUAAAGUCCGAAGUCCACCGAACUUGGAAGAAAACUGUAAAAUCAACAUCUGUGUCAUCUUUUUAUCUCCUUUUGUUUUUCUCUACUCAAUAAAUAUUUUAAAGCAUAUUAUGGAAUAAAGGAAGAUACUUUCUAAAUGAGAA